Drosophila obscura is the source of this 653-nucleotide messenger RNA. RefSeq lists its product as uncharacterized. NCBI's taxonomy places the organism in Eukaryota, Metazoa, Arthropoda, Insecta, Diptera, Drosophilidae. The record is from RefSeq and is a predicted model, not a curated record. The transcript has 4 exons. Bases 170 to 622 code for a protein of 150 amino acids.
AAAAUAAAAAAUAGCUCACACUUAAGUCCAAUAUCUUGUGACAUCUGUUAAAGCAGCCGCAAUUCGUGGCAGGAAAUUCAAAGCACAAAUUUGGGUAUAUGGAUAUCCAGUCAAGGGCCAUGCUUGGCCAUUUCAGUGUUGGCUUUCACGGCGACAAGUUCUGAGCAAAAUGCACAUCACAUUCGAGAUCUUGAGCUUUUUGUUGCUGCCCAUCUUGCUGGCCAGCGGCGAAAUGCAGUGGGAUUGUGACUACAGCCAGGCGAUUCAUCCCGGAGAAUCCUACUAUUUUAGAAACCCCAAUUGGCCCAACAAUUACCCAAGCGGCUCCAGUUGCCGGCUGAAAGCAACAACCGCUUGGGCCAGCAAUAAGUUGGAGAUCAAGUGCAACAUGGACAUACCAAAGGAUAAAAAGGGAUGCAUCAAUCAUCGCAUCGUUGUGAGCACGUACGUGGAUGAAGUGGAAAGCCCCAGAAGCACGCAAGUUUAUUGUGGAAAAAAAGAAUUCACCAAAUCAAUUAUCCAACCGCAAAAAUAUUCAAGAAUUUAUGCCGAAUUCACUUCGAAUGGUAAUAAAACGGGACGCUUUUCGUGCACACUCUCGAAUAAGGGACCGCAAUCAUGAUAAAAUCAUAAUACAAGUAUAAUAAAAUAUA